Moneuplotes crassus is the source of this 2395-nucleotide messenger RNA. NCBI's taxonomy places the organism in Eukaryota, Ciliophora, Spirotrichea, Euplotida, Euplotidae. The record is from the annotation of a GenBank genome assembly.
GAUUACACCAACAUUGCUCUUUUUUGUUCACAACCGGCUGACAUAUUUGAAAAAAUAUGGGGAUUAAAGAUAUAAAACUUAAUGUGAGAGAUUGCAUCAGCGGAGGUGCACUCAGAAGAGCACUUAUUUGCCUAUACUGAAAAGGGGUGCUUAUCGAGCCUUUCAAAUGCAAGAAAUGUGAUAGGUUCUAUUGCAAAAAAUGAAUGGACCUUGUCCUGAAAAAUACUAACAAGAGUGACCCUACCAAAGGAUGAAUCUGGAACAAAAUCGUUGAAUGAAUCGAUGUUGAUGAGUCAGUGAAAUCAAAGAAGGUCAAAUGCAGGUCCACUGAGUUUGUAUAUGCAACCAAGGAAUUUCUAAAGGAACUUAAUUCGUUGAAGUUUAUGUGAGGAAUUUGACCAACUAUUAAUCCAAAAGUCCAAUCAAAAUGAUAUCCUUAUAAGUUGUAUAUAAAGCAUUUACUUGGACAUUCUUCUCAGAUCAAGAAGAGGUUAGAGAAGUUACCCUCUCGAAACGGCCAAACAUCAGUUAGCUUCGUCUUAGAUGGAGUAGAUAGUUUAGCUCUAGUAGAUCCACUUGCUUUAGUUUCAAUAAAAGAAGAAGGAAACUCUGAUUCUGAAGCAACAAAUGAUACUAGCCAUAAAUCUAAGAAAACCAAGAAUACUAGUGGCAAGAAAAGAACUAGAGCAGGAGGGAAGAGAGGUCCUCAAAAUCCUUACUUCAGUACUACUAACCUGUGCAAAUGGUGUGGUGAUAAGAUUCCUCGACCUGAACAAGAGAAGCACAUAGCUUUAAAUUGCAUUCAGCUCAGGGAGAAGUGCUAUUAUUGCCUAGGAUACUAUCCUCGUGCAGGAAUGAAUGAGCACUUAAAGACCUGCCUAGAAUCCUACGAGGAAUGUCCUGACUGUGAAUUCUUAAUGAAGCGUGGUCAAAAUAUGCAGUCCCAUUACUGCCGUAGAAAGGAGUUUGACAACCAAAGCGCUCAGUUAAAACUUGAAAACAUUCGUGAUGCAAAAAUUGAAUUGCAGACAACUUACGAAGAACUCAGGCAAGCUCUUGACCAUCUUAACGGCAUGACCAACUUGGCUGACACAAAAUUGGAAGACACUAAGGAAGAAUUCCUCAUGAAAUUUGACCGCAAGGAGCUUCUCAUGCUGAUAGAGCCCAUCACCGAAAAAUAUGACCAACUCGCUGAAGGUAGUGAUGAAGAGAAAGUUGAUGAAGGUCAGGGUAUUUAUGAGCAUGCCGUGGAGUAUCGAGAAGACCAGAUCCGAGAAAUUAUCCCUUAUUUACCCAAAGAUGAUCCCUACUGAGAGGAAAAGUCCAGAGAUACCUUGAUUAUUCAGAGAAACAGCAGUUCGAUCCUGGUUUGGCACAUGAAGACCCAGAAGAUAAUGUUUAAAAUUGAGAUAUGUAAGAUUACAGAGAGGGAUAGCCAGGUUUACUUUGUAGACAAAUGUACUAUAAUCUCAACAGAUAUCCUAGUUCUUUGCUGUCAUAACAAGAAAGAGACCUCAAUACUAUUCUAUAAAAUCCCUACCUUAGAAGAUUUAGAAACUCUCGGGGUUGAAUUUGUUGAGUAUCAGUUAUUCGAUAACCUUGGCAGUUUCCAAUGAGAGGGCAGAGUCACCAUUCUUAAGGACUCAUUUUUUUAGUUCAGAAACGUUCUAUUUGUUUAGUGAGCACAACGAUAUGCAUUAUCUUAGGAUCCUUCAAAUAGAAGAGAAGAUCAAGGAGGAUAGCAAUGUCCCAAUCCAAAUUACCUGCGAAAUAGUGUUCCAAAUAGAGUUUAGUGAUAACAUCCAAGAUUUGUUAGAAAUUCCAAAUGGAGAUCUCCGAUUCCAUCUCUCCAUUCUCACUGGUAAAGAUUAUGAAAUUUACAAGAUUGGUGUUGACCAAUUUGGAGAUAUUGAUUUCAAAUCUAUCAAGCAGGUUACAGGUACAUAUGGCAUCUUGCUUCCACCAAAAACCAUUGAAUACUUCCACCGAAUGCUUGUUUUUGAUCAUGACCUGUUACUGUUUAUUAGUAAUGACAGACUAGAAUUUAGAAGAAUUUAUGUUGAAAAAACGAAAACCAGCGAACACUAUUAUGACGAAGUCUAUUGAGGUACCUCUUUACCAAUAGAUUGUCCUUGAGACCGAGAAGCUCUCACUCAAAUGGAACAGAUUUAUGGAGCCUUAGAGCUUUUUCAUAAAGGCAGAGGCGCUCUGUAUGAAUGGCAAAUUGGUAGCAAUAAAAAAUUGGUCUGUAAUGUCCUUUGGGAGAACAAGAGUAGUAGGACCUUUACUUACUCCUUUUACGACAAUAACUCAAGACAAGCUUGAAUGGUUGAUCUUAAUAACGACAUCGUCUUUUUGAAAUUUGCUGAUGUCAAAACAGAAGUAUAAAUUUCCC